Sinocyclocheilus rhinocerous is the source of this 1055-nucleotide messenger RNA. RefSeq names its product ATP-binding cassette sub-family E member 1-like. NCBI's taxonomy places the organism in Eukaryota, Metazoa, Chordata, Actinopteri, Cypriniformes, Cyprinidae. The record is from RefSeq and is a predicted model, not a curated record. The transcript is spliced from 5 exons. The annotation marks the transcript as partial.
GUCCAGAAUCUGUCUGGCGGUGAGCUGCAGCGUGUGGCUUUGGCUCUGUGUUUAGGAAAGCCGGCGGAUGUGUAUCUGAUCGACGAGCCGUCUGCGUAUCUGGACUCUGAGCAGCGUCUGAUGGCUGCCAGGGUCAUCAAACGAUUCAUCCUUCACGCCAAGAAGACGGCAUUUGUGGUGGAGCACGACUUCAUCAUGGCCACUUAUCUGGCGGACCGAGUCAUCGUCUUCGACGGAAUUCCAUCCAGAAACACUAACGCCAAUGCUCUGCAGACCCUGCUGGCUGGCAUGAAUAAGUUUUUAGCGCAGCUGGAGAUCACGUUCAGAAGAGACCCAAACAACUUCAGACCAAGAAUUAACAAACUCCAUUCCAUUAAGGAUGUGGAACAAAAGAAGAGUGGAAACUACUUCUUCCUGGAUGACUGAAGAUUCCAUUUCACAGAAUUCCAGAAAUGUAGCCGCUCAAUAUGACAUCAGACCAGCAAGCGCUGGCACUGUGGACUUAUAUGUUUGACUGAAUUACCAUCACCACUUCAAACAUACAGAUCUGCUCCACUCCUCUCCUCUCCGCCAUUGGUGCGAUUCAACAGAGACAAGACGUAUCCUCUGACAUAAAGCCAAACUUGUGAGGAGAGGAAAUUAUUUUAAAAAAUAUUUGUGUCUGGGUGAAUUAUCGUUAUCAUUAACAACUGAAGUUCUUUCUCGUCACAAAGUGGUGCGAACCAAUUUACACACGCCAAACAUGCAACUGUAUAUUUUGAAUAAAAUAUUUUAAUCAUGUUACACGAUGUGUUACAUAUUAAAUAACUUGAUUUCUCAAAAUUAGGCUUUUGCAUUCUGCAGUCUUGUGAAGAUGCAAUUAGAAGCGGUUCAAUAUUAAAACGCACUAGAUUUUUGCUACACAAAAUCUGUUGUCAAUGAUAUUGGGUGACGUGUCUGUGCAGUGAGAUUGUUUUGUAAUAAACUGACUUUAAAUGGAAAGACUGCAGCUGAGAAAGAUGUUCUUUGGCUUGUAUUUGGUGUCAAAAUACAUCGUUCUGUAUGUACUUUUUUCC